Molecule: messenger RNA, 2826 nt
Organism: Prosopis cineraria
Lineage: Eukaryota; Viridiplantae; Streptophyta; Magnoliopsida; Fabales; Fabaceae
Product: pentatricopeptide repeat-containing protein At3g57430, chloroplastic
Exons: 1
Coding region: 62-2797 (911 amino acids)
Biological process (GO): RNA modification
Molecular function (GO): RNA binding; protein binding; zinc ion binding
Source: RefSeq, a predicted model, not a curated record
UGAUGAGCAGCCUCCUCCAAUGAAGCUUCAACCUUUCAACUGCAAUAACUAACUAAACCACAUGUCUUCUUUAACCCCCCUUCUCCCUCCACUCUCUCUUCCCUUCUCUUCCUCUUUUCUUCACAAUCCCCUUCCUCCUGCUCUAACCCACCUCUCCGGCGACGGCCACAGCAACAUCACCGCCGUCGCUGCUGCCAACUCUCCGACUUCUCCUGCCCCCAACUUCUCCACUACUACUUCCACCGUACAACCUCUGUUACAAUCUCGUUCUCCUUCCUCAUGGAUCGAAGAUCUUCGCUCACUGGCUCGGUCCAAUCUAUUCGACGAAGCCAUUUUUGCAUAUAUAAAGAUGAUGACCCUGUCGGAUGGUCAACCCGACAACUUCGCUUUCCCUGCUGUUCUAAAAGCCGUAGCGGGUAUUCAGGAUUUGGAUUUGGGCAUACAGAUGCAUGCCCAUGUCGUGAAAUUCGGGUUUGCUUUGUCUUCUGUGACCGUGGCUAAUUCCCUUGUUAAUAUGUAUGGGAAAUGUGGAGAUAUCGUGGGUGCUUACAAGGUGUUUGAAAGAAUUACUGAUAGAGAUGAAGUUUCGUGGAAUUCAAUGAUUUCUACGUUAUGUAGAUUUGAGGAGUGGGAAUUCGCUUUAGAGGCUUUUCGUUUUAUGAUAUUGGAAAAUUUGGAGCCUAACUCGUUCACUUUGGUGAGUGCUGCUCUUGCUUGUUCCAACUUGCGUGAGCAUGAUGGGCUUAGGCUUGGAAAGCAAGUGCAUGCGUAUACUCUGAGAAAAGGGGAUUGUAGAUCAUUCACAAACAAUGCUCUGAUGGCAAUGUACGCGAAAUUAAGAAGAGUUGAUGACUCAAAAGCUUUAUUUGAGCUCUUUGAUGACAAAGAUUUGGUCUCUUGGAACACCAUUAUUAGUUCCUUCUCACAAAAUGAUCAUUUUGUGCAGGCCUUGUUACACCUUCGCCUUAUGCUUCUUGAUGGAGUUAAACCUGAUGGGGUUACAUUGGCGAGUGUUCUGCCUGCUUGCUCCCAAUUGGAGCUGUUAAAUACUGGAAAGGAAAUACAUGCUUAUGCCCUGAGAAACACUGAUUUAAUUCAUAAUUCUUUUGUUGGCAGUGCUUUAAUUGACAUGUAUUGCAAUUGCAAAGCAGUUGAAAAUGGUCGACUGGUUUUUGAUGGAAUCUCGAAAAGGACGGUUGCUGUCUGGAAUGCUAUUAUUGCUGGUUAUGCACAGAAUGAGUUUGAUGAGGAAGCCUUGAAUCUCUUCAUGGGAAUGAUAUCUAGUUCUGAUUUUUGUCCUAAUGCAACUACAUUAUCAAGCAUUCUACCAGCUUGCGUGCGUUGUGAAGAAUUUUUAUACAAAGAAGGCGUCCACGGUUAUAUACUAAAAAGGGGCCUCCAGAAGGAUAGAUACGUGCAAAAUGCAUUGAUGGACAUGUAUUCCAGAAUAGGUAAGAUAGAGAUUUCGAAAUUCAUCUUUGACACCAUGGGUGAAAGAGAUAUAGUUGCUUGGAAUACAAUGAUCACUGGUUAUGUUAUUUGUGGAAGGCAUGAUGAUGCACUUAAUCUUCUACGAGACAUGCGAAGAGAAGAAGAUGAAGACAAUCUCGGCACGGAUGAUGUUUAUGAGGAUGAUGGAGUUCCCCUCAAGCCAAACUCCGUAACACUCAUGACAGUGCUUCCUGGUUGUGCUGCCUUGACAGCACUGGGUAAAGGGAAAGAGAUUCAUGCCUACGCCAUCAAGCAAAAGCUGGCGACAGUUGUUGCUGUAGGAAGUGCGCUAGUUGACAUGUAUGCAAAAUGUGGUUGCUUGAACUUAUCUAGAAGGUUGUUUGAUCAAAUGCCUGUAAAAAAUGUUAUCACCUGGAACGUUCUCAUCAUGGCAUAUGGGAUGCAUGGGAAAGGUGAGGAAGCCUUGGAACUUUUCAGAAAAAUGGCAGCUGAAGGAGCCGAGAACGGCAGAGUGAGGCCUAAUGAAGUGACUUAUAUUGCUAUAUUUGCUGCUUGUAGCCAUUCCAGAAUAGUGGAUGAAGGCCUUGCUUUAUUCAAUACAAUGAAAGACGAACGUGGGGUUGAACCACAAUCUGAUCAUUAUGCUUGUCUUGUAGACUUGCUUGGUCGAUCUGGUCAAGUGGAAGAGGCAUAUAGGAUGAUCAAUUUGAUGCCAUCUGACAUGGAUAAACUGGAAGCAUGGAGUAGUUUGCUCGGCGCUUGUAGGAAUCACCGGAAUGUAGAAAUCGGUGAAAUUGCAGCAAAGCACCUAUUUGUGCUGGAGCCAAAUGUGGCAAGCCACUAUGUUCUUUUGUCUAACAUAUACUCUUCAGUUGGAUUGUGGGACAAGGCAAUGGUUAUUAGGAAGAAAAUGAAAGAAAUGGGAGUGAGGAAAGAACCUGGUUGUAGUUGGAUUGAGUUUGGUGAUGAGGUGCAUAAGUUUGUGGCUGGGGAUAUGACACAUCCACAAAGUGAGAAUUUGUAUGAGUUUCUUGAAAUUCUGUCAGAGAGAAUGAGAAAGGAGGGAUAUGUGCCUGAUACUUCUUGUGUACUUCACAAUGUUGAUGAUGAAGAGAAAGAACCUCUGUUGUGUGGACACAGUGAGAAACUGGCAAUAGCUUUUGGCCUUCUGAAUACUCCUCCUGGAACAACCAUUAGAGUAGCUAAGAACCUUAGGGUCUGCAAUGACUGUCAUCUUGCUUCUAAAUUCAUAUCAAAGAUCAUGAAUAGGGAGAUUAUUUUGAGAGAUGUAAGAAGGUUCCAUCAUUUCAGAGAUGGAACUUGUUCUUGUGGGGAUUAUUGGUGAAAAGAAAAUAAAUAAAAGAAUUUUAUUAA